AUGGAUGAUUGCCAUCCAGUCAACACUCCCAUGAUGACUGGUUGUAAGUUAUCUAAAUCUAAUGAUUCACCUGGUGUCAGUCAAUCAGAAUAUAGAUCAAUAAUUGGUAGCUUAUUGUACUUAACAACUUCUAGACCAUAUUUAAUGCAAGAUGUUUAUAUGGUUUCUAGAUUUCAAUAUGCACCUAAACAGUCCCAUCUUAAUGUUGUCAAAAGGAUUUUUAAAUACAUUCAGGGUACAAUAGGCUAUGGACUUUGGUAUCCUAAAAACAAUGAUUUUACAUUAAUGGCUUUCACUGAUGUUGAUUGGGCUAGUUGUUUAGAUGAAAAAAAAAGCACAAGUGGUGGUGCAUUUUUUCUCGAUGACUAUCUUGUGGCCUGGCAUAGCAAAAAGCAAGAUUCAGUUUCAUUGUCCACAACAGAGGCCGAAUAUAUUGCAACUACAUCUUGUUGUACUCAACUUCUCUGGAUGGCUCAAACACUUUCAGAUAUGGGUAUUAAUGUUGCUAAACCUAUUCCUAUACUUUGUGAUAAUACAAGUGCCAUUAACCUAUCUAAGAAUCUGGUUAUGCACUCUUGCACUAAGCAUAUAGCCAUUAAGUUUCAUUUUCUUCGUGAGAAAGUAUUGGCUAAUGAAGUUUUUGUGCAAUAUGUACCUACCCAAGCAUACGUGGCAUAUAUUUUUACAAAACCCUUGUCAAAAGAGGUGUUUGAACAGCUCAGAUCUAGGUUGGGAGUUGUCUCUCAAUCACUCCUUGUCUGA
Messenger RNA from Cryptomeria japonica (Japanese cedar), 762 nucleotides. Its product is annotated as secreted RxLR effector protein 161-like. The record is from RefSeq and is a predicted model, not a curated record. The transcript has a single exon. NCBI's taxonomy places the organism in Eukaryota, Viridiplantae, Streptophyta, Pinopsida, Cupressales, Cupressaceae. Bases 1 to 762 code for a protein of 253 amino acids.